Messenger RNA from Phytophthora nicotianae INRA-310, 1358 nucleotides. RefSeq lists its product as hypothetical. The record is from RefSeq and is a predicted model, not a curated record. The coding region runs from base 20 to 1237 and encodes 405 amino acids. The transcript has a single exon. NCBI's taxonomy places the organism in Eukaryota, Oomycota, Peronosporomycetes, Peronosporales, Peronosporaceae.
ACUCACAUUAGCGUUGGCGAUGUCUAAAGCCAAUUCUACCAGCUCGUACUCUUCAAGUUCUUUGAGUAUAUCGGCUCAAACGCGCCACUGGGCAGCGUCUAUGACGAAGACUUGGGCAGACGAAGUGCAUAAGGAAUGGAGGCUUGAGCUACGCCGUCAGAGCUCCAAGCGUUUUCGAGCACGCAGACAACAAGCGUUGGCCCAACUGCGUCGAGAACAGGAUCAUCUCGAGCUGAAAAUCAGACAGUGCAUCGCCGCUAGAAGGCGCUUAUCAACGGAUAUACCUAGUGGCCCAAGCGAACUGUCCAGCUCGCUUCGUCGACUCGCCAUUGAGGGUGAUUCGCUAACACGAGAGAAUUUACAGCUGAAACAAGAUAUUUACAAGCACGAGUUCUUCCGCAGCAUCACAAGCAAGGCGAUCGAUGGUAAUCCUCGUAGGGACGAGAAAACCCCACAAAAUAUUCUCGAAGCGAGUAAAAAAUCUCGCUGGGUGGCCUACGACCGUCUACGCUACUCUGGUUGGUGUGUGGAAUUUCCGAACCACGAACCUUCAUUUUUCUUCUACCCAUUCACAAGAACAGAAUUCGACGAUGUGAUCAAGACUACUCUCGCUGGACUCGGUUCAGACUCUCUGGUAGUGGGAAAGGUAUUUGGGUGGAACGUGCAUAAUGCUCCUUUGACUCACAACGCAGAAACCGGCUCACUUAUCUCCCAAGUGAGACUAACGACGCGUGUUAGCUGCUCACUACAAGACUCCGAUAUUUUGGUUACUACGUCUGACAUCCAUUCGUGGCCACUCUUAAUCACACCGGCAGGUUGGGAAAGAAGUGAACAUGCACGUUCGUCCACGCAAGUUCUGCAGCAAUUGGACUUGAAUUCGCUCGUGUUGGUGACAAAUAUUCCGGGACAAGUUCACUUUCGCUACCUUUAUCUUGUUCGGCGAUGGACGAGAUUGAAUGAAAAUGGUAAACGAGAGAUUCUAUACGUCACUGUAAUUGGAGACACCGAAGCCAACGCUCAAGCUCGAGAGCCUCAGUCUGACGUCCAGUGGGCACACGAGAGCGGUAUCUGCAUUCGAUACACUGAGGUAAACAAGUCAACGAUCGAUGUGACGUACAAUCGCUGGUCUCAGUGUGAGAGUGAGGAUCACGCGCAGAAGCUCUUCAUCGACUGGAUUCAAGUUCUUUGCUGGUGGACGCAACGCGUAACCUCGUCCAGGUUAAUCAGGUCUGGAUAGAACGAUACACAGAGAUUCAGCUUCUUUUGUUUUUAAUACAUUUGCAAACUGCAUCGUAUUUGUCACUUACGCUGAGCCAAGAAGGUUCAACGGCACCACCAACGGAGACCAUUGACACGCA